AUGGCAUCAAAAGCUGACCCGUUGCCUUCAGUGGCAUAUCUAGGCCCACGAACAUCAUACUCUCAUCAGGCAGCGAUUGAAUGUUUUGACCCAAACACCCACGUCUUUGAGCCCAAGACCACAAUCGAAGACAUAUUCGUCGCCGUCGAGGACCGCACCGUCACCUAUGGCGUGGUUCCCUUCGAGAACUCUACCAAUGGCUCCGUAGUCUUUACACUCGACCUCUUCUGCGACCGCUCCGCGCAAUACCGUUCUACGCGCGUAUGUGGAGAGGCUUAUCUGGAUGUACACCACUGCCUUCUCUCCCCUGCCAAGGACCUCAAGUCAAUAACGAAGAUUUACUCGCAUCCUCAGGCAUUCGGCCAAUGUGAGACUUGGCUGAACGCAAACCUGAAAGGUGUAGAGAGAGUGGACGUUUCUUCCACCUCAAAAGCCGCUCAGAUCGCCGCAGACUUUGAGGACGCUGGUGCGAUAGCUAGUAAGAUUGCUAGUGAUGUCAAGGGGCUCAAGAUACUUGCCGAGAAUAUCGAGGAUUCCCACGAUAAUACUACACGCUUCUUUGUGUUGUCGGCCAUUAAGCGAUCUGGUGUGAGCACAGGUGAAUGGACGGUGGAGGAGGGGGGCGGGAAAAAGAAAGAUAAAUCCCUAUUAUCAUUCACGAUCGACCAUAAGUUGCCAGGCGCACUUUGCGAUUCCUUGAGGGUUUUCAAGGAUUUCAAUCUUAAUCUCACCUCCAUUGCAUUGGAGGAACUGAAGAAGUACUGCGUAGACUUGAGGGUUUUGGGUAGUUACGUAGACAAGCAAGGCAGGAAGGGGUCGAGGUAUAAGGAGAGUUGA
Messenger RNA from Morchella sextelata, 837 nucleotides. RefSeq lists its product as uncharacterized. Gene Ontology annotation, biological process: L-phenylalanine biosynthetic process. NCBI's taxonomy places the organism in Eukaryota, Fungi, Ascomycota, Pezizomycetes, Pezizales, Morchellaceae. The record is from RefSeq and is a predicted model, not a curated record. Bases 1 to 837 code for a protein of 278 amino acids. The transcript has 4 exons. Gene Ontology annotation, molecular function: prephenate dehydratase activity. Gene Ontology annotation, cellular component: cytoplasm.